GCCGCUUCCCAAGACCAUGAAACCUUAAAGUAUACAUAGAACUAGUUGUAGACAUUUUUUACCAUAAAAGGAUUUUCUUUACACCAAUGAUAUUUUCUAACUUUCCACUUCAUCGAUCCGAUCAAAGCACAGUGCAUAUAUGGGCGUGGUCUAUAAUUAUGUCUCAUUCCACAUGUUUUGCCCACAAUAAUCGCGACUGGUGCCGUUCUCACUCAAAGCGGUGCACGCUCGCUACUCAUUUCACCCUAAUUUUUCUCCAUUUUAAUUCAACACACGGCUAUAGCACUAAUCCGACACAUUGAGCCUGCGGACAAUAAUUAGAAGCAAGAUGUAUACCACACUUUUACUAAUAGUUUGCGUUAUCAUUUUGUAUUUCACGUAUGACAAAUGGUGCAGGACAUACUUUAAGAGGCAGGGCAUCCCCAGCCCACCUUCCAUACCUGUAUUUGGAAACUUUAUAGAGUGGUUUGUUGUAUUUCAUGAUAGAUUUGCUGAAUAUUUCCAGAAAUAUGGAAAGAUUGUUGGUGUCUACAAUUUCCGGAAACCCACGCUCUUAGUCUCUGAUCCAGAUGUAGUGAGGAAAAUAUUGGUGAAAGACUUUGAUCAUUUCGUGAAUCGAGAUAGAGCUGUAUUGAAGAAUGAUCUUCUCGAUGGUGGUAUGUUGAGUGCUAAGGAUGAGAGAUGGAGACAAAUUCGUAAUUUACUCUCUCCAUCAUUUACAAGUGUCAAGCUUAAGAGAAUGUUUCCGUUGAUGAAAGAAUGUGCUGAAGUUCUUGUUGAUGUUUCCACCAAAUGUGAUGAAGAGGGAAAGAAUAUUGAAUGCAAGGAAUUGUAUGGUCCAUAUGCCAUGGAUGUGAUUGGAUCAUGUGCCUUUGGUCUUCGUGUUAACUCUCAAACAAACCAAGAUGAGCCUUUCAUUCAAUAUGCAAAGCGAGUUUUCAACUUCAGUGCUACAAACCCAGUCUUUCUGAUUGUCAUGUUGUUUCCAUGGACUGCACCCAUUCUGAAUUUCUUCAAGUUGGGUACAAUGCCCAAGGAUAUUGAGAAGUUUUUCUUAGAGGUGUUUGAGAAGGCUAUAGCAGAUAGACAAGCAAGUGGGGAUACAGGGCAAUUAGAUUUCCUUCAGUUGAUGUUGUCUGCUCACAAGGAAGAUGGUGAUGUGAAAAGGAUGAACGACGACGAUGAUGAUGUGGCAGACUUAGCUCAGGAAACAAGCUGGAAACCAAAACAGAAGACUGCUCUCAAUAGAAGUGAAAUUAUAGGAAAUGCAAUAACCUUCCUCUUGGCUGGUUAUGAGACUUCUAGCACAGGUUUAGGCUUUGUUUCCUAUCUCCUAGCAACCAACCAGCAUGUUCAGGAUCACCUUAUAGAGGAGGUCAAGGAAAAGGCGCCCUCACUGAAUGAUAUCACUUUUGAGACGGUAACGAAGAUGGAAUAUCUGAAUAUGGUUAUCAUGGAAUCAAUGAGAAUAUAUCCCCCUGGAGAACUCCUAGACCGCGUUUGUAACAAAGAAAUCACCUACAAUAAUAUCACCAUCAAGAAAGGACAACAUAUUCUUAUACCAAUAUGGAACCUUCAACAUGAUCCUGACCUUUGGCCUGACCCAGAGACCUUUGACCCUGAAAGGUUCAGCAAGGAUCGUCGAGGAAACAACCACCCAUGUGGCUGGCUACCCUUUGGUAUGGGCCCACAUAGUUGUAUCGGUGUCAGGUUUGCAUUGUUAGAGAUCAAAGUAGCUAUGGUCUGCAUCCUACAGAAGUUUUAUUUUGAAAUUUGCCCUGAGACAGAGAUUCCACCAAAGCUUGGCAACCUGAGUUUCCUUACCCCUCCCAAUGGAAUCAACCUACGCAUCCUUCCUCAAUUUCGUUACAACCUACGAAGUCGAUGAGCAUAAUUAUGUACCAGCUUUGUAUUAGACUGAAAUAUGAAUGUUGAACCUACAUUCCUAAAGAAUAUAGAAAGGUCCUAGUGACAUGUACAUUAUUCCAUAGUUGUCCUAGCUUUAGCAAUUCAACAUUAAACCAUUUUUAAUCUAAUGUUGUUGCCUAAUGUAUGUUCCAGUCUUAAGAUGAGUUUAAAAGUGACACUGUAAUGUUCAAUACACAUCCCAGGUGUAGAUAUUUUCAUUGGGUAAGCAUAUUAGUCUAAUGUAUUAGGGUAACUCGUGGUCAUCAUGAAAUUUCAUUUGCUUAUGUACUUAUGCAUGCUAUCUUUAUUAUUAUUUGAUUUAUAUCAAAUUCCAUUGGGCCAAUAUCAGAUUCUUACGCUAAAAUGACAAGUGAAUAAAUGCACUAGUUUCAGAAAAACUUCUAUACAUUGUUGUAUAAAAUGAUACAUCAAAUAAACAGAACAAGUUAAAUAUUUCCCAUGUGGAACAAAUUAUGCAAUUCAGUGCUAAUAUGGUUGGAAAAUAUCACAAAAUCUGAUGUCAGAAAAUUUUGAUGGGCCAACAUUAGAUUUUGACACCACUAAACUGAUGUUUGUCCUGCAUUCAGAUUCUUUGUAGGACCAACUUUAUUCUGAAUGCUGUUACUAUUGCUACUACUUCUUCCUAUGCUUAUCAAAAGCUGUUCAUAGUCUCAAACUGUAAUCAUUAGUUGUCAAUUUCUAUAACUUAUUUUAGGUAAUCACAAUAAAUUAAAUAACAUAUAACUUUUCACAGUUUUUCAUACUUUUUCAAAACAGUAAUGAGUUACAAUAAUGAGGAAUAAUUUGCCAUCAAAAUCUGAGUGUAUUUUCUAAAUUCUUUGAAAGAAAUGUUAACCUUUUCUUUUCAAUUCAUACUUCUCACUGAAUUAACUUUGUGGCAUUUUAGAUUUUCCUAUUAAUAUUGGAUUUUUUAUAAUGUUUUUUUUUAUAGUCCUGUAUAUUGCAUCUCUUGAUUUAUUAGAGUGAUGAAUGUCAACUGGUAUUCGCUUUUCCAUCGUAUUCUCCUGUAACCUUAUUGAUGUUCUAUUAGCAAUAAUGUUAAUAUUUACAGUAGAUGACAGAUCAAGAAAAAUAAGAGGGGAGAUUAUACGUGUAUAUUUUCAUGUGUAUAUAACAAGCUCUGCUGUAAAACGAGGUUAAUCUAAUAUUGAUUUCAAUUAUUGAAUUUAAUUAUGAAUAAAGAAUUACAAAUUCA
Molecule: messenger RNA, 3124 nt
Organism: Lytechinus pictus (painted urchin)
Lineage: Eukaryota; Metazoa; Echinodermata; Echinoidea; Temnopleuroida; Toxopneustidae
Product: cytochrome P450 3A27-like
Exons: 13
Coding region: 329-1888 (519 amino acids)
Molecular function (GO): steroid hydroxylase activity; heme binding; iron ion binding
Source: RefSeq, a predicted model, not a curated record